GGCUCAUGGAACCGGCUGUUCGGGCUGCUCCUUGUGGACCAGCCGGUGGGCACCGGCUACAGCGUGGCGGGCGCCGGCAACAGCAGCAUACCCACCGACGAGAUGGGCAUGGCCACCCACCUGUACACCGCGCUGCAGGGCUUCUACCGGGCGCAUGCGGAGCUGGCGACCCGGCCGCUGUUCAUUACCGGAGAGAGCUAUGCGGGCAAGUACGUUCCCUCCAUCGCCCACUACAUCCUACAAGCCCAAGAUGACUACCUCACCACCACCACCGCCUCCACCGCCACCACCACCACCACCGCCUCCACCGCCACCACCCCUACUCCUCCCUCCUCCCAGCCGCCUGCUCCUCCUUCCCUACGCCAACGCCGCGCCCUACCACCCAACAUCGUCCCCCCGCUGUUCCGCCUCACGGGUCUGGCAAUCGGCAACGGCCUGACCGACCCACGGGCCCAAACCCAGACCCUGGCUGCGGCCGCCUUCUACGCGGGGUUGCUGCCGCCCGCUCUGAGGGACGAGGUGGCGGGGCGGGCGGCGGCGGUGGUGGCGCUGAUAGAUGACGGCAAGUGGGCGGAGGCGCACCAGCAGCGGGAGGAGCUGCGCAGCUUCAUCAGCAAUGUGACGGGCCUGGCCACCAUGUUCGACACCCGGAGGACGCAGGACUAUGACCCCAACAAAACCGUCGACCGCUUCUUGAACCUUCCAGAGGUCAAGUCCCUGCUGG
Messenger RNA from Astrephomene gubernaculifera, 724 nucleotides. The record is from the annotation of a GenBank genome assembly. Lineage: Eukaryota; Viridiplantae; Chlorophyta; Chlorophyceae; Chlamydomonadales; Astrephomenaceae.